AUGAGUCAGUCGGGAGAUGUAGAAAAAGUUCCGGUGUCCUUUGCCUGCCAAAGAUGUUUACAACCGAUAUUAUUAGAUGAAAAUCUGGAAAAUAUAAGUGUUCAUGCAAGGGCAGAAUUAUCGUUACCCAUAUAUGCCAGCAAUGUCAAUACCUUAGACAAUCAGGACAAUAGUUUUGAUCAUUUUGUACCACCCUAUCGUUUGACGGAUUCAAUAAAUGGUACUGGGUUUAUGCUCGUGUCCGAUGGUCGAGAUAACAAGAAGUGGAGUGCAGCCUUUAAAUUGAAAGCUGAACUAUUCGAUUCGUUGUCCUCCAAUUCGGAAAUUGAUCAUCCACUGUGUGAAGAAUGUGCCGACUCCAUGCUGGAAAUCAUGGAUAGGGAAUUGAAAAUAGCCGAAGAUGAAUGGAGUGAUUAUAAGAAUUAUCUCAAGCAAUUGGAACAGCAGCAGGAUUGCCCAAAUAUCACAGAAUUGGAAAAGGAAUUGGCCGAGUUAAAAGAAAAUGAACAAUCACUGUUGAAUCAGUUGAACGAACUGAAGGUGGAGGAGCAAAGUCUAAAUGAGGCCAUUGAAAAAGAGGAGGGAGAGAAGCAAAAACUUCAAGAACAAGAAGCCAGCUAUUGGCGUGAAUAUACCAAACAUCGCAGGGAGUUAAUGUUAACCGAGGAUGAUAAACGUAGCCUGGAGUGUCAAAUUGCCUAUGCCGAACAGCAAUUGGAGAAGUUGAAAGAUGCAAAUAUUUUCAAUAUUACAUUCCAUAUAUGGCAUGCUGGACAUUUUGGUACCAUAAAUAACUUUCGAUUGGGCCGGCUGCCCUCGGCCUCCGUUGAUUGGUCGGAAAUUAAUGCCGCAUGGGGACAAACUGUGCUGCUGCUAUGUGCUUUGGCGCGAAAAAUUGGACUGACAUUUGAACGAUAUCGUAUUGUCCCAUUUGGCAAUCAUUCAUAUGUUGAAGUAUUGGGGGAGAAUCGUGAAUUACCCUUGUAUGGUACGGGUGGUUUUAAAUUCUUUUGGGAUACAAAAUUUGAUGCAGCCAUGGUAGCAUUCUUGGAUUGCCUAACACAAUUUCAACAGGAAGUAGAAAAGAGGGAUCCAGAAUUCCUAUUGCCCUACAAAAUGGAAAAGGGUAAAAUUAUAGACCCCUCCACGGGGAAUUCAUAUUCAAUAAAAAUCCAAUUCAAUUCGGAGGAGCAGUGGACAAAGGCCCUUAAAUUUAUGCUUACAAAUCUUAAAUGGGGUCUAGCCUGGGUGUCCUCACAAUUUGCAAGUAAUCAAUAGUGUGAUA
Messenger RNA from Musca vetustissima, 1285 nucleotides. RefSeq names its product beclin-1-like protein (gene Atg6). The transcript is spliced from 3 exons. Bases 1 to 1278 code for a protein of 425 amino acids. Gene Ontology annotation, cellular component: phosphatidylinositol 3-kinase complex, class III, type I; phagophore assembly site; phosphatidylinositol 3-kinase complex, class III, type II. Lineage: Eukaryota; Metazoa; Arthropoda; Insecta; Diptera; Muscidae. The record is from RefSeq and is a predicted model, not a curated record. Gene Ontology annotation, biological process: autophagosome assembly; autophagy; cellular response to nitrogen starvation.